AUGACUACGGCUGCCCAGCAGCUACAGAACCGACUGGCUGCCGAGGCUUUCGAUCCUGAUGAAGUUAUUCCACGAGGCAGUCCUCUCAUGAAAGCACUGCAUCCGAAGCUCGAGCUCUCCCCCAGUCCACCGCCGGACAUUCCUCCCGCACAAGUCAGUCUUAGUCCUCCUCCCAUCGACGGCUUUCCAAGGUCUAAUCGCCCAAAGAUUCGCCCCAGCUCUGGGGAUGCCGUUCUUGUUGCAUAUCUCGAUAACGGUCGUCGCCCGGAGAUUGCUCGUGCUGCUGGCUAUCAAGCACUUCCUGGCCUCGACGAGGAGGAAGAGGGUCUCUCUGGAGACCCUUCUUCCUCUAGACGGGUUGGAGGAUCGCCGGUAGAUGUCCGAGCUAGCGGUAGCCGACCGCAGUCGUUGGGUGCCAUGACAAGCCCCAGACUCCAAGACCUUGCGGUUGGUGCUCUGCAGGCUGUCACAACAGAUCCUGCCCGUGCCUCUGUCCCAAGGGAAACGCCAGAUAUCGCAUUGUCAACCCGUCACUUAUCAAUAAGUGAUGAUCGAUCACACAACACCACAUAUCUUUUGUCGUCUAGAUAUCCGUCGAAACACAACGGUCCACCCAACAGCGCGAGCAAAUCUCCCAUCGCCAUGUCCACACCAGCAAGCGGCGGCCUACCACCUCUCCAGAUGGGAUCCCCAAGAUCCGAAUGCAAUGGUCAAACUCUCCCAUCUAUACGGUCUACACUCGGCAAUCUUGAAAACAUUCCCCCCGAGCCGCCAACCCCAGCCGAAAAGGAUAUGCCGAUUCUCCAUGGGUCCAACACUCACUUCUCCCGCUCCCCACCCGUGACUUUGAGGCGCCUACCUCCCAUGUCUGCACCACAUGUUUCUCCUCCCAUCUCUCCAAAUGAACCUUACCAACUAAGCUUGCCAUCGCCGAGGUCAUUACCUGCGUCAAGUCCUUACAGCGGUUACACCUCCAACUCUUCCAACAGUCUUAACCAUCGACCCAACACAGACCCUUUCAGACUCAGUAUUUGCUAA
This is a messenger RNA of Metarhizium album ARSEF 1941, 1038 nucleotides long. Its product is annotated as C2H2 type zinc finger domain-containing protein. NCBI's taxonomy places the organism in Eukaryota, Fungi, Ascomycota, Sordariomycetes, Hypocreales, Clavicipitaceae. Bases 1 to 1038 code for a protein of 345 amino acids. The record is from RefSeq and is a predicted model, not a curated record. The transcript has 2 exons.